AUGUCGUUCGAAUCACAAUUGACCCCGAAGUUUGCGCCUUUUCUGGGAAUGGCUGGCGUGGCAUUCGCCAUGAUAUUCGGAUGUGUCGGUGCGGCAUACGGCACAGCGAAGUCAGGCAUCGGUAUUGCGAACGUCGGCACAUUCAGACCAGACCUUAUCAUGAAGUCGUUGAUUCCUGUCGUCAUGUCUGGUAUUAUUGCGGUCUACGCACUGGUGGUGGCAGUCCUCAUCGCCGGUAACAUGAAACCACCACCAGAGGGAGACUAUAGCUUGUUCCACGGCUUCAUGCAUCUAGCGUGUGGUCUAUCGGUGGGCUUGACUGGAGUUGCUGCUGGCUACGCCAUAGGUAUCGUGGGCGACUCUGGUGUACGUGCAUACAUGCAACAAUCUCGAAUCUUCGUGGGCAUGGUUCUCAUUCUUAUUUUCGGCGAAGUUCUUGGUCUUUAUGGCGCCCUUACAGAGCUUCAACCGACUCUCAGCCCACAAUUUGGCGAUCUCCACCGAAAAUAUCGGAUUCAAAAAGAUCGAUUAAUUGCGUGGGGAUUGGCAUGGAGCGAUGAUGGGAAGGGACCCGAUGGUAACAUCGACGAGUCUGUUGCCCGAGCGGGUCUCACAGAAACUGUCGAUAGCGUUCUCCGCAAUAUCAAAGAAGUGACGGAGGAAGCGGAGAGAAUUCGCAGAGCAAGUUUACCUGGUGCUUCCAACAAGGAUGGUGUCAAACUGCUUGCACCUGUCGAUUUUGAUGAAACACGUUACGAGGACCUACUCCGCGAUCUCACGACAUCUAUUGACAUCUUGUACGACUUGUCCGACUCGCGACGUGCCCUGGCACGCGGCGAACAUCCUCGAUUUGACAGUUCAACAAUCCAUACAUAUCCUGCAGAGAAGUCAGGAGCAGGAGAAUUUUCCUUGAAACGAAAAGCCACCAGCGGUCCUGAAAGUGGUUUCGGUUCAGAGAAACGUUCGCUUAACCCUGCUUUCCAGGAGCCACUCCUGCCAUCAUACACAGGCUUAUCACGUCUCCCUCCUAAAAUCGAGCCAGCGGCACUUUACUUACCGGUCGGUUCAUCGCCACCUCCGUACGAAGCUCUAGGAGUCCCGUCUACGACUCGUUUGAUCGCUCAGAUUGAGCUCAAUGAUGCUCCUAAGGGUAUUCAGAUGCGACUCGGCGAUGGUCCACGGCAAGCCGCAGUUUUGGUAGAGUAUGCACAAUUUGAUCCUGCGUAUCGUGAUACGGGAGUUCCCCCACCUCUUGAGCGACUUGAGGCAUUGGCGCCUCUACUUUCAUACGUUCGGCCGGACAAUCGACCCGCAUUCAGCCUACUGGGUUAUUUCGAAGAUCCAAUACAACCUCGAAUCGGCCUCAUUUAUGAGCUUCCUAAUUCUAUCCGGAGGCAACUCGAAGCAGGACUGGAACCCAAUCUUGGCGUUCCGCUCAGUCUGCUCCGAAUGGUGCAACGCACGAACAAGGCACAAACAACAAACAAUGAAUCGACCACUCCAGCUCUUGAAGACAGAUUCCGAAUGGCUCUGCGUCUGGUGGAACAAUUAUACUCGCUUCACAAUCGAGAAAUUGCGCACUGCAAUAUCAACAGCAGCAGUAUCGUUUUUGCAACUAGCGCUAACGAUACAGGCACAACCAGGUUCGAUGCACUACGUGCACCCGUGUGGACAUCAUUUGAUUUGUUCUCCAAAUGCACCGUUGAAGGGCCUAGAGCCGACGAGGGAGUGAACAUAUACAAACAUCCCUUGGAUAUUCCAACCUACACCGAUCGAGACUUUCAGGCAGACUUCCAAUUUGAUCUUUAUGGUCUGGGUCUGAUCCUGCUCGAGAUCGGCCUCUGGAUGCCCAUUGGAGAUUUGUAUAAGCAGCGCUACAGUGUUGCUGAUUUCAAGCUCCGUGUCGAGAAAAUAUGGAUCCCCAAGCUUGCCGCCAAAUGUGGCACCGCAUACCAACAGGCGGUGGCAGAGUGUCUGGCCCUUUCUGACAAUCCGAAAGGAUCAAAGCUGGCUGUUGAGGGCGUUUAUGGUGUCUUGCUCCAGUAUUUGCGGCGAUGCGUUCUGAUUGAUGAGAUCGGUUCCUCUUCAGAACUCGUUCCGGUGGCAGCCUUUGAGGCUGGGCACGAGACACUUUCCACUACAGCUUCCGAGCAGCCCUUCACGCCGCCACCACAGCAGCAGCAGCAGCAGUAUGGCGAACUCGCCGUUGGUUGGGAGGAGAAGACUACAGCGGACGGACGGACUUUUUACAUCGAUCACAACACCAGAACGACUACAUGGGCCGAUCCCAGAACCUCCGCACCACCCGCAACUCAUGCGCAUCGCACAAUGUCCGAAGCUCUGAUGACGCCACCGCCAGUCUCACAGCAACAGAGAACAAUGGAUGGAGCCACGCCCGCGCGGUUCCAUCUCACGACGACGCCCUCCACGCGGGACUUCAAACGACGCAUAAUUUUUAUACAACAGCUAUGGCGGGCACGUCAAGCUUCUAGGAAAGCCACAUUACAAAUAGGCGCUGGACCAGGGAUGAUGCCUCGCACUCGAGCCCGACAUAGCGAUGCCGCUACAAGCCCACGCGAGAAGCGCUAUGAAUUUCCCGAGAUUCCAUUAGCCCCUGAAAUACUAGAGCACUGGCAAAGCAAUGCUUGUUUCCAAUUGCAAUCAUUAGUUGAGAGAGCACUUCGAGGCUCACUGGAGUCAAGUUCGAUCCGCCUUGUGGCAUACGGCACGACGCCUACGACAGCGCGGCCUACAUUCAUCGUUGGAUGUACCUCGACCGCCAAGGUUAAGAACAUUCUCAAAAGGCACUUCAAAUACGAUUCAAGCACCUUUGACGUCCGUGUGAAGAAAGAGGAUGUCCGACGAUGUCGAGGACCAAAACGUGAUCCUUUCUCAUCUCACGCACGAAGGAGUGUAGCAGCUAUGCGUGAUCCAGAUGUACCCGUUGCUGCAAAUCCCGACUACCAGGAGCGUCCGAUGUGUGGUGCAUCCAUCGGAGCCUAUAGGGAUGAUGAGCAUUUACCACCUGCAUCUUUUGGAGGGAUCAUACUUGUCGACAGGAAGCCUUACGGCAUGAGUGUUCAUCACAUGCUCGAGCUUGAUGAUGAUGAAGAGGUUCCGGCUCAGCCGGAUGAGGCGAUGGAUGAUGACGAAUCUGAAACAUCAAGCCUUAUCGAGGAUAACGACGACAUGAUUUCGGAAGAUGACGACCAAAGCACCGUGCGACCACCAUCUGUUUUCAUGGAUGAUGAUGAUUCUGCGGAGCCGAUGAGCGAUGCUGCGGGAGAUGCCCCAGGUAUCAUGCCAGGAGACUUCGAGGAGAUCAUCAUCACGCAGCCUGCUCUGGACGAUGCCAUUGAUCUUGACCUGCACGUCGACGAAAGUGAUUCUGAUUCUGACUCAGGUAUUGACGAGGACCACUUGCUUUCCUACAAAUUCGGCCAGGUUCAUGCAUCGUCUGGACUACGUCGGACGGUGAAGUCUUUCGAAGGUGGAUUCAAAAGCAUCAGCCAGUCGCUGCCGCAAGAGAUUGACUGGGCUCUGUUUGAGCUUCUACCACCAAGGACCUAUCAUGCCAACGCUGUACGCGGAGGGUCCAAGUUCUGCGCAAGAAGUAACCGUCGUACGGGUGAUUCCUUCCCAGGAGCCAUCCGCAGCAGCACCGACCUUGCAUGCGUCAAGGUUCAUUGUCGAGGCAGGACCAGCGGCCUUGGCAGCGGUAUGAUUUCUAGCACCAUGGAGCUCGUCAAGAUCCAUGGCCGCCAUACCUUCUCUGCUAGUUGGACAGUGGCCGGCGAUUUUGGAGUGGGCGGUGACUCAGGAGCAUGGGUGGUCAGCAACGAUGACGGGAGAGUAUGUGGGCACGUGCUGGCGGCGAAGAAAGGUCGAACUUACAUUUGCCCGAUGGAUCUGUUGAUAGAAGACAUCAAGCUGACGCUAGGAGCGGAUGAGGUUGUGCUGCCCAUGGAAUUGAAUACUGGAGAGGUCGUCGUUCCGAGGAGACGUGAAGACGAGCAGAUGAUGUCGGAAGCGAUCGAUCGUUUACGACUCAUGGAAACAGAGAGUGGAGGCGGUGUCAAAGUGCCGCCAAGUCCGAGCCGUCCUGCGCCUGUUUCACCAUUCGCAAGGGCAGAAGGAUCCAUGCAAACCGCUAGAUGA
Messenger RNA from Dissoconium aciculare CBS 342.82, 4158 nucleotides. RefSeq lists its product as uncharacterized. Bases 1 to 4158 code for a protein of 1385 amino acids. Gene Ontology annotation, biological process: proton transmembrane transport. Gene Ontology annotation, molecular function: proton-transporting ATPase activity, rotational mechanism; protein binding. NCBI's taxonomy places the organism in Eukaryota, Fungi, Ascomycota, Dothideomycetes, Mycosphaerellales, Dissoconiaceae. The transcript is spliced from 6 exons. The record is from RefSeq and is a predicted model, not a curated record. Gene Ontology annotation, cellular component: proton-transporting V-type ATPase, V0 domain.